AUGCGCUUCACAUUACCACACUUACAAGCCCUAAAGGAGCAGUUUGCAACAUACAUCGACAGCAAUGGAGACGAGCGGGCUAGCAUGCAAGAGGUUCCCAGCUACCUUAGAAAGUAUAAACCAGACGUUACGCCAUGACAAGUGAGGGAGUUCAUUGCUCGGAGGGAUAAAGACGGCGACGGGUCCGCGGACUAUAUUCCCGACUAUCUGAUGGAGGUUAGCUCCCCUGAUUUCGAUGUGGCCACCGCGAAAGAGUGGUUCAGUCUAGAGGACACAAAUGGGGACGGGUAUGUGAUACGCGAUGAGCUCAUCAACAUUGCUACGAAGGUUGGUGCAGUAUAG
This is a messenger RNA of Mya arenaria, 342 nucleotides long. RefSeq lists its product as uncharacterized. The transcript has 3 exons. Lineage: Eukaryota; Metazoa; Mollusca; Bivalvia; Myida; Myidae. The record is from RefSeq and is a predicted model, not a curated record. Gene Ontology annotation, molecular function: calcium ion binding.